Arabidopsis arenosa is the source of this 3025-nucleotide messenger RNA. The record is from the annotation of a GenBank genome assembly. Lineage: Eukaryota; Viridiplantae; Streptophyta; Magnoliopsida; Brassicales; Brassicaceae.
UCUCAAAAUUUACUGAAAUUGCCACUGUUUUCGAGUUUGUUGGUUCUCCGAUCUCGGCGGUGUCUUCUUCUCCGGUGGAUAUUCUCGUUUUGAAAACCUUCCGGUAGUGUUUGACUGAGCUACGAAUAUGCCGGUGGUUUCUCUGGCUAAGGUUGUUACUUCUCCGGCGGUGGCCGGAGAUUUAACGGUUCGUGUUCCGUUCAUUUAUGGGAAACGACUCGUGACGAAUCGUGUUUCUUUCGGGAAAUUGAGGAGCCGGAAUUGUAUAGGUCAUUGCGUAAGAAGCGAAUUGCAGAGUCCUCGUGUCUUAGGUUCCGUCACAGAUUUAGCGUUGGAUAAUUCUGUGGAGAAUGGUCAUCUUCCCAAAGGAGAUUCAUGGGCUGUACACAAAUUUGGAGGAACUUGUGUGGGAAAUUCUGAGAGGAUAAAGGAUGUUGCUGAUGUUGUUGUUAAGGAUGACUCUGAGAGGAAGUUGGUGGUUGUGUCAGCAAUGGCGAAAGUCACUGAUAUGAUGUAUGAUCUUAUUCACAGAGCACAGUCUCGGGAUGAUUCAUAUCUGUCUGCUUUGAGCGGUGUUCUUGAAAAGCACCGAGCAACGGCUGUUGACUUGCUUGAUGGAGAUGAACUCGCGAGUUUCUUGGCUCGGUUAAAUGAUGAUAUAAACAAUCUCAAAGCAAUGCUUCGUGCCAUUUACAUAGCUGGUCAUGCAACAGAAUCUUUCUCAGACUUUGUUGUGGGUCAUGGAGAGUUGUGGUCUGCUCAGAUGUUAGCUGCUGUUGUGAGAAAGAGUGGAUUGGACUGCACAUGGAUGGAUGCAAGGGAUGUGCUUGUUGUUAGUCCAACGAGCUCUAAUCAAGUCGACCCUGACUUUGUGGAAUCAGAAAAGAGACUGGAAAAAUGGUUUACUCAGAACUCGGCAAAGAUUAUUAUAGCAACUGGCUUCAUAGCCAGUACACCACAGAACAUUCCAACGACUCUCAAGAGGGAUGGGAGUGACUUCUCUGCAGCUAUAAUGGGUGCUCUGUUUAGAUCUCACCAACUCACAAUCUGGACAGAUGUUGAUGGUGUGUACAGUGCAGAUCCAAGGAAAGUUAGUGAAGCUGUUGUACUGAAGACUCUUUCUUACCAAGAGGCUUGGGAAAUGUCUUACUUUGGGGCAAACGUUUUACAUCCUCGGACCAUUAUUCCAGUGAUGAAAUAUGACAUCCCAAUUGUAAUAAGGAAUAUUUUCAACCUCUCUGCCCCUGGAACAAUGAUAUGUCGGCAGAUUGAAGAUGAAGAUGGAUAUAAAUUAGACGCUCCUGUCAAAGGGUUUGCGACGAUUGACAAUUUGGCUCUUGUAAAUGUGGAAGGAACUGGAAUGGCUGGUGUUCCUGGUACUGCCAGUGCCAUUUUUUCUGCUGUCAAGGAAGUUGGAGCUAAUGUUAUUAUGAUCUCACAGGCUAGUAGCGAGCAUUCUGUGUGCUUUGCUGUACCUGAGAAGGAAGUGAAAGCUGUUUCUGAAGCAUUGAACUCACGAUUUCGUCAAGCUUUGGCUGGUGGCCGCCUUUCCCAGAUUGAAAUCAUCCCUAAUUGUAGCAUAUUAGCAGCAGUUGGCCAGAAAAUGGCGAGCACUCCUGGUGUUUCUGCCACUUUUUUCAGUGCGUUAGCAAAGGCCAAUAUCAACAUCCGUGCUAUAGCUCAAGGUUGCUCCGAGUUCAAUAUUACAGUAGUCGUCAAGCGUGAAGAUUGCAUUAGGGCAUUAAGAGCUGUGCACUCAAGAUUUUACCUUUCGAGAACCACUUUGGCAGUGGGAAUUAUAGGACCGGGAUUAAUUGGUGGAACCUUACUUGAUCAGAUUAGAGAUCAGGCGGCAGUGCUCAAAGAAGAAUAUAAAAUUGACUUGCGUGUUAUAGGGAUCACAGGCUCAAGUAAAAUGUUGAUGAGUGAAUCGGGGAUUGACUUAUCAAGAUGGAGAAAACUUAUGAAAGAAGAAGGAGAAAAAGCUAACAUGGAGAAGUUCACCCAAUAUGUGAAGGGAAAUCAUUUCAUUCCAAACUCUGUUAUGGUUGAUUGUACGGCCGAUGCUGAUAUCGCUAGCUGUUACUACGACUGGUUGCUACGAGGAAUUCAUGUGGUCACUCCGAACAAAAAGGCCAACUCUGGACCACUUGAUCAGUAUCUAAAGAUAAGAGAUCUUCAAAGAAAAUCAUACACACAUUACUUUUAUGAAGCAACCGUUGGAGCUGGUCUUCCAAUUAUCAGCACCUUACGUGGUCUCCUCGAAACAGGGGAUAAAAUACUGCGAAUUGAGGGAAUUUUCAGUGGUACUUUAAGUUACCUCUUCAACAACUUUGUCGGCACCAGAAGCUUCAGUGAAGUUGUAGCAGAAGCAAAGCAAGCAGGUUUCACAGAACCAGAUCCACGAGAUGAUCUAUCUGGAACAGAUGUUGCUAGAAAAGUAACAAUCCUUGCCAGGGAAUCAGGCUUAAAAUUGGAUCUUGAGGGCCUUCCAGUCCAGAAUCUUGUGCCAAAGCCGCUACAAGCUUGUGCAUCAGCAGAAGAGUUCAUGGAGAAGCUACCUCAGUUUGAUGAAGAAUUAUCCAAACAAAGAGAAGAGGCUGAAGCAGCAGGAGAAGUCUUGAGAUACGUAGGAGUUGUAGACGCAGUAGAGAAAAAGGGAACAGUCGAGUUGAAACGGUACAAAAAAGAUCAUCCAUUUGCUCAGCUCUCGGGCGCUGAUAACAUCAUCGCUUUCACAACCAAACGGUACAAAGAACAGCCUCUGAUUGUUCGUGGCCCUGGUGCUGGUGCUCAAGUCACAGCCGGUGGAAUCUUCAGUGACAUUCUUCGCCUUGCAUUCUAUCUCGGGGCUCCGUCUUAAGGCACAAUCGUUUCUUGUAGGAACAAAUCUAAUGAUCAAACCCUGUUUCUACAUGCUAGAUCUGUAAUUUGGAUUCCAUAGAUUUUGAUUCUUAUAGAUGAAACCAAACGUCAUGGUAAUAAAACACUUUAGGAAAAAAUUGAAUAAAGGCUGUUGGUAUCA